This is a messenger RNA of Symbiodinium natans, 816 nucleotides long. NCBI's taxonomy places the organism in Eukaryota, Dinophyceae, Suessiales, Symbiodiniaceae. The record is from the annotation of a GenBank genome assembly.
AUGGCGGGUUCGCGUCUGUCCAAGUUCCUGCUGUACAACAUCAUGGUGCGAGGCUUUGGGCUCGAAGUACUAGACGUGGGGCCGCCACGAACUGGAACCCAGUCCAUCGCCGAUGCCCUCACAAAGCUUGGCUUGAACGUGCUGCACUCUGGCUUCAUGCAAUCCUCCCGCCCUGUGGCUUGCCGUCACUUGUAUGCAAACGGGACCAACGAGAGCAUGAUAGAACUCUUCGAGGGCUAUGAUGCUGCGGCGGAUGAGCCCUUGUUUUUGGAGUACGAGUUCGUAAGAGACACGUAUCCCAAUUCCAAAUUUGUGCUACCUCUGGAACCAAUGGAGAAGUGGUGGAACUCAACGAAACACUACUGGAAUUCAAUGUACUUCAGAUACGAGCGCAACAAGAUACGCGGCCUGAAAGUGAAGCGCGAGAAACAGGAGCUCGAAGCUUGGCUUGAUGGGUUCUGGACCGGCCAUUUCGGGGCAACUUUUGCGAAUGACAAGUGCGUCGCUGUUCGAUAUUGGGGCUGCCGUUUUGACAGGCUCCACGGAAUGAGUGACGAUGAGAGGAAGAAUUGCCAGAGUGGGUACGAAGCUCAUGUGGCACAUGUUAAACAAGUCAUUCCGCCUGAGAGGCUGCUGAUUUUCAAUUUAAGUGAUGGCUGGCGCCCACUUUGUCAGUUUCUGGGGAAACCUGUUCCGAAUGAGCCAUUUCCCCAUGAUGAUUUUAUUGGAAUCUAUGAUGAACAAGCUGAGCUGAAUGAGGCCGGAACCACCCUGUUGCAAGUUGAUAUAGAGCCCACCUGGACAGAAGAGCUGUAG